This is a messenger RNA of Colletotrichum phormii, 747 nucleotides long. RefSeq lists its product as uncharacterized. The coding region runs from base 1 to 747 and encodes 248 amino acids. The transcript has 3 exons. Lineage: Eukaryota; Fungi; Ascomycota; Sordariomycetes; Glomerellales; Glomerellaceae. The record is from RefSeq and is a predicted model, not a curated record.
AUGGCCGUCUUCUUCCUCGGCAGCACCAAGAUUCCUCAGUCUCAUAACAACUCGGCCUCAAGGCACUCUCGCAAAAGAUCUCCUUCCGAGCAGUCUCUCGACAAGAUUCCGCCGGAUCAACAGCCACCGCCUGAAAAGCCUGAGCUUCGCCAGAGACCAUCGCUCAAGUUCAUCCACGUCCGAAGUUUGGGAUCACCGUCUUCUUCACGACCGUCCUCUCCUAAUCGUCCGGCCUCCCCCCGUCCGCCGUCUUCGCUCUCGCAGUCUUCUCGCCCGUCGUCUCCUCGACCUUCAUCUCCUCGUCCUUCCACCCCGCCUCUACCCCCUCCACGUCCUCGAUCAACCACCACCGCAACCAUGUCUUCCCCAACCAAGAGCUCGGUUCCCCCGACUACCACCACCACCUCUAACCCGUCUACCACUUCCACCAGCUCCAGCAACCCCCUCAGCUCCAGCACGAGCAACAGCAGCUACCCUAACAACUCCCUCAGCAACACUAACAACAACAAGUCCAUCAACAACAACAACAACACCAACAACCAGAACAGCGGCUUCGGUAACUCUCUCCCCAUGCCCGGUCUCUCCGGCCCCGCCAACGGACCCAUCGGAAACCUCCUCAAGGGUCCCGUUGACGACAACGGCAAGCUCAAGGACGCCGGCCUCAUGGUCGGUAUCAAGCUUGACCUUGAGGCCGAAGUUCACCUCACGGCUCGGGUCAGAGGUGACAUCCUCGUUGGCCUAUACUAG